CACUUCCGCCCCAAAGUCCUUUGCCAGAGUUGGACCAAGAUGGCGUCAACGCAGUUAACGGACGAGGAGCUUUACUCCGAAUUGAAGCGCUUGGGUUUCACUCCGGGUCCUGUUACCGAAUACACGAGGCCGGUUUAUUUGAAAAAACUUAAGAAGCUUCGCGAGGAGCACCAGCAAGGAGUUCGAUCCGCUAAAACCCGCAGCGGCGCUGCCGUCAACAGCGGCGGCGGCAACACGGCGGGAGCCAGGCCAUCUAGCCAUAACGUCACGCACCUGAGUUCCAGCAGGAGACCGGGCCGGAAGUCCACUGUCCUCGGCUUCAGCUCGGACGAGUCGGAUGCCGAAGCUCCACUGAAAAGGAAGGCUCUCAAUCAUAGCGACGAGGCGCCGUGGAGGAGCCCCGCUCUGAAGAUAAAGCUCGAUAAAGAGAAAAGUCGACAUGGCGCGGGGAGUCCACUGAACAGCAACAAUUCUACAUUGGCUCCGGGGGGUAACCGACGCGCCUCCUCGGGCUGGGGAUUCGCCGUUAAAUCGAGUCUCGAAGCGGAUGGACGGGAUUACGACGAAUCUGAAGACGAAUGUGAAGAGAAGUCCUCGCGUUCCUUAAACGGCAGUAGGGCGUCACACUUAAAAACACGCAAGCUAGCCGGGAAUUACUCUGACUCCGACGAAGAGGAGGAGGAGGAGGUUUGGGGCCCAGGGGGGGACCGAUCGCGCGGUAGUCUGGAGCCCAGACGGGGCCACGCGAAAGCGGCAUUCUUAGCACCGAACCCACCGGGGAGUCCAAACAUGAUGGACAGACGCAAGGAGGAGGAAGCGGGAGACGGCGCCAAGAGGAAGCCCAUCUACGUGUCGCUUUCGGAGAAUCACCGAGGAGAAGCAGAUAAAAACAACCACGCUGAUGGCGAGGACACCAGUCGCUUCAGCAUCGGGUUGAGGCCGCGAUUUUCCAGCUACAGCAGCCUAUCCCACACCUACAGGGGAAACCACUCCAACCACACCGCCCCCAACCACUCAUACAGCAAGCCCAUGAAGGAGAAGUUGUCAGCUGCACCGGAGGAUGAGCUUUUCCAGCAGUUUAAAAGGGAAGAGGUUGCCACCUCCAGCAGUUUUAGUGCCCACUACCUGUCCAUGUUCCUGCUCACAGCUGCCUGCCUCUUCUUCCUUCUGCUGGGCCUCAUGUACGUUAGGAUGCGGGGCACUGGGACAUCAGAAGUGGAUAGAGUCAUUAAGAGUCACCCUUUUGGGAGCGCGUUUGAAGCUACUCAUAACAAAACUGUUCGGGACCUCAUCUUGAAGCUGCUCCUCAAUCUCCAUGACCAUCUGGCACACAUUGCUGGACAACAUGAUUGUGGAGAUCAGCAAUACCCAAACAGAAGUCUGUCCAUAGAUGAGGUUUCUGAAUAUUUGACGGCUCAGAAUGAGAAGUUUGGAGAUUUAAUUUAUACGUCACUAGAAUGGAUCAUUCGGACAGGUCAAGAUGUCGGGAUAAGGCUGACCGGCCGGGUAGCUGACGAGCCCAUGACCGACAUUUCCGAAAUCGCUCGGCUCGAAUCCACGCAUCCGAGGAUGGCCUUCACGUGCCGCUUCCGUCGAGCUUUCCUCACCGUCAUCAGCAGAGUCCUCCUCGUAGCAGUCGCGGCUGGCGGCGUGUGGGGUCUGGUGUGUUACGUCAAAUAUCGCUGGAAGAGAGAAGAGGAGGAAACCAGGCAAAUGUAUCACAUGGUGGAGAGGAUCAUCGAUGUCCUAAGGAGCCAUAACGAAGCUUGUCAAGAGAAUCAAGAUCUUCAGCCGUACUUGCCCAUCCCACAUGUCAGAGACUCUCUGGUUCAGCCUCAGGAUCGGAAGAAACUGCAGAAAAUCUGGGAGCGCGCUGUGAAAUUUCUCUCGGCCAACGAAUCCAGAAUUCGAACGGAAAGCCAGAAAAUCGGGGGAUCCGACUUCCUCGUUUGGAGGUGGAUUCAGCCGUCUCUCAGUUGCGACAAGUCCUCGUUGAUCCCUUCCAAAGUUUGGCAGGGAAAAGCGUUCCCUCUCGAUCGACGGAAUUCUCCGCCGAAUAGCCUGACUCCGUGUCUGAAGAUCAGAAACAUGUUCGACCCAGUCAUGGAGGUCGGGGAGAACUGGGAUCUAGCGAUCCACGAGGCCAUCUUGGAGAAGUGCAGCGACAACAACGGCAUUGUCCAUAUUACGGUCGACAAGAACUCUCGAGAGGGUUGUGUGUAUGUGAAGUGCCUCUCUGCGGAGCACUCAGGGAAAGCCUUCAAGGCACUUCAUGGCUCUUGGUUUGAUGGGAAGCUAGUGACGGUGAAAUACCUGCGUUUGGACCGGUACCACCAGCGCUUCCCACAAGCUCAGUUCUGCAGCACACCCUUAAAGGCCUCCAGCCUCCACGUAAACGUUACGAACACUACAGCCAGCUCGCAGAACCACGGCUCGGCUAACUCCUCAGGCUUCUCAUGAGAUCCACGUUCAAUCCUUCCUCCCGUCAGUCCUUUUGAACAAAGCUGACUUUUUUUUUUUUUUUCCACAUUUCUAUAUUAUGUAUUUUCCCAGAGUCUUUUUCCAGUGUUGGUUUUCUACAAUCUUCGUAUCAAAAAUGCCACAGAUGUUACAACUAUUUGCUCCGGGUUGAAAUGGAGGAAAUGACUCCAAUCCUACGUCUGUUCCACAGUCCGCAGAAGUUGACUGCGGCUCAGUACGGCUGCUGCUGCAUGUUUCGUUGUACGCCUCCGUGGCAGCAUCCGGCGUUCUUUUCGGUGAACGAUGUUGUUAGCGAGAGGAAAUCGAGCAGACUUGAAGAGGACAUGCUGUAAAUACGUGGGAAUGACGGCACAAGCUUUAUUGAAUAUUCUGCAUUGAAAGCAAACCACAAGCUUCCCCGACGCGCCCUUUAUUUUGUUGUUGUUGAUAGCCACUUCUUCAUUUGUACUCCAGUAUAUUAUGAGUCAUGUGUAUUAUUUACAUCUGUCCAGUCUCUCCCUUUAAUUCUACCUGCUCCAUUUUUUUUUCCUUUUUAUAAAUGUCCACUAUCUCCCCCUUCUGCAAUGAUGCCACCGUGACCUUGGAGCACUCUAAAUAUAUUGGUAGUUUAUCAUUUGUAAUAUUCCAAUCUCUACGAAGAGACAUAACUGCUUGUUUUUUGUGUGUUUCUUACAGCACCUCUAUCAACACUAAGAUGCACCUAAUUCAUGUUUUUAAAUGCAGUGAAUUAAAAGUCGCAUUCAGUAUUUGCAGUGUAGUUGUAUGAAUGAUUUACAUUGACAAAUGUUGAUAAACCUGGUGCAUAGUUCUGCAGCAGACAUCCCAAAUGUGCCUUAAUGUGUGUGCUUUUUAUUUUUCUUGUUUUUCAAAAGACUGGCACUGCAUCGCUGUGGGGGAAUGUAGUGGGUUUGAAAUGUGGAAACGGGUUUAAAAGGGGUGACGAAAGCCUGCCAUAGAUGUAGUUUUUAGAAUUUGACAGCCUGAGAUUUGGUGUUUUGUAGCGGUUUCCAAUGAAUUAUUAAACCAAAUGCUCCUAUUUAUUUUUUUUAAUCAGUCAUGGUGAUGUACUAUUUUAUGUCACUAGAACUGUUACAUACUGUGUCAUAGCUUUUUUUUUUCCUCCCCUCCCUACUAAGGAUAGACCUGACGUCUGCUGCCAGACAAUUGUCAGGACGUGUAAAACAAAAUAAAGAACAAUUU
This is a messenger RNA of Corythoichthys intestinalis (scribbled pipefish), 3681 nucleotides long. RefSeq names its product LEM domain containing 3 (gene lemd3). The record is from RefSeq and is a predicted model, not a curated record. Gene Ontology annotation, biological process: nuclear envelope organization; negative regulation of BMP signaling pathway. NCBI's taxonomy places the organism in Eukaryota, Metazoa, Chordata, Actinopteri, Syngnathiformes, Syngnathidae. Gene Ontology annotation, molecular function: chromatin DNA binding. The transcript has 13 exons. The coding region runs from base 40 to 2460 and encodes 806 amino acids.